This is a messenger RNA of Etheostoma spectabile (orangethroat darter), 4782 nucleotides long. It is a transcript of the gene egflam, whose product is annotated as EGF-like, fibronectin type III and laminin G domains. The record is from RefSeq and is a predicted model, not a curated record. Bases 471 to 3737 code for a protein of 1088 amino acids. Gene Ontology annotation, molecular function: calcium ion binding; protein binding. NCBI's taxonomy places the organism in Eukaryota, Metazoa, Chordata, Actinopteri, Perciformes, Percidae. The transcript is spliced from 26 exons.
UCGUUAUCCUCUUAGCUCUAAAUGGCCCCACGUUCAUGCACUUCGCCGUCCUUCUCAUCUGCUGUCUAAGACCAGAGCGUGACACCAAAGCGAGAUUUAUGCGUAAAAAUGAUCGUGGCCAUCAUUCAGCUGUUUUAGUCGUUGCGCAUUACGCGCUUAUUGUCGGGACAACCCUCUCCAUCGUCUGUCAGCGCGUCUGUUGGAGCAGCGGCUGUCUGUCCGUCCGUUAAUGUUUCCAACUUACUGAUCUUUUGCAGAGUAUAAUCUUAUCAGUGUCAAACCGUGACUGCUAAUUUUUUCCGGGCAUUCUUUUAUUUUGCCUGUCUUUUGAUUCUGGAUAAAAGAAAACGAUUUUUAUCAGAGUAAACUUUUAUCAGCAAAGGGGUUAGUUCCAUUCACAGUUACAGGCGCGUCUGAAUGUGUGAUAAAAUGAACAUUUGACCGUUUUAAACUGUCGACCUGAAGAAGAAAUGGAAUCUACAUGUAAAGAGAGGAGUCUUUUAUACUUACUUCUCUUUGCAAUAUGCACAGCCAGCGUUUGCUUUUGUGCAAGAAGACCAAGUGCUCGGAGAUCUGAUCGUCUGAGUCCUCCACUAGACAUCCAGCUGGAGACAAUCAACUGCACCGCCUUCAGUGUACGAUGGAAGAUGCCCCGGCGACAUGUUAGCACCAUCACCGGAUACAAGGUCUUCUACACAGAGAUGAGGAACGGCCACCCAACGGGUACAGCGUCUUUAAUGGAGGUGCCUCUCAGCUUGGACAUGCUGACCACUGGGCAAUUUGACGGACAAGCAAGCUUUGAUGUGGACAUCGGAAACCUUAAAGUGAACACUAAGUACAGAGUCACUGUCGGAGCGUAUGGUUGGGCAGGGGAGGGUAGACCCAGCAUGCCCAGAGACAUCGGCACUGCUUCACAUGACAUGUGCAUGCCCCCGUCACCCCCCACUCAGCCUGUUGUCAAGGCUGUAUCUGACACAGAGCUGGCGUUGUCAUGGCAGCCGGGAGAGAGUGAGGGAAGCGCACCUAUCCUACACUUCCUGGUGGCGUACAUCAGGCCAGAAAUGGACACCGAGUGGACAUAUAUCCGUGAGCCCAUUGAGACUAACUCCAUGGUUUUGAAGGGGUUAUUACCGGAAACAGAGUACCAGUUUGUUAUCAGGGCGGCCAACGAGCACGGAGUUAGCCCACCCAGCCACAUCAACAACCCCGUGCGCACUGCUGCCGUUGUGUAUCGAGGAGACACGUUUCAGUACGUGGUGCAGCAGCCUGGGUACAGGCAAAAAGGUGCAUCAGAUGGUGGCAGUGGUGAUUAUGGACGUUACAUCACAGACUCAAGAAACAAAGACGAAGAUGGCUUCGACAUUGAUGACUCUGAUUAUGAUAUCUUUAUUGAGGAGUUGAAGCCAUUCCCAGGUAUCAACCAAGACAACAGGAAGUCCCAGCUUCGUUCACGCCCUGAUCCGCCAUCUGGUCGGAACGUUGUUUACCGUAUGAACACUAUCGCUCCUACCAACGAUACUGCUCCUCCAUCUUCCUCCACCACCUCAUCCAUCUUCCCAGAUUUCACAGAUCUGGUUUUCCCACCAACCUUAGAGCCCAGUACCAGCAUUGACACCACAACUACUGCCCCGCUAACCACCACCGGCAUCACUUUGCCCACCACCACUACCACCCCAACCAUGUCCCCCUGGAAAGGUGAGGUGCCUCGUGUGUACGACCUGCCCUGCGAUGACACAGUGUGCCCACCUGACAGCUUCUGUCUCAGCGAUUACGACAAUGGAGGCUCACGCUGCCACUGUAACCUCGGACGGAGAGGGGACACUUGCUCUGAGGUGGUAUCAGUGAACUUUCCAAAGUUCUUUGGCUACUCUCACAUGACCUUUGAACCCUUGAAGAACUCAUACCAGACCUUUCAGAUCACUUUGGAGUUCAAGGCCGACUCUGAGGAUGGCUUGCUGCUAUACUGUGGAGAGAAUGAACACGGCCGUGGAGACUUUACUUCUUUGGCUCUGGUGCGAGGCAAGCUGCACUACAGGUUCAACUGUGGUACAGGAGCUGCUCAAAUAGUCAGUGAGAGUCCCAUUGUUGUCGGUCAGUGGCACACAGUCACCGUCUUCAGAGAUGGAAUGAGCGGCUGGCUGCGUAUGGACAACGACACCCCAAUGUCAGGGCGCUCACCGGGCCAGUACACCAAGAUCACAUUCCGCUCCCCGCUGUAUGUGGGUGGAUCACCAAAUGCUUAUUGGCUGGUCAAGGCGACAGGGACAAAUCGUGGCUUUCUUGGCUGCAUUCAGAGUCUGACCAUCAACAACAAGGCAACAGACAUCAGACCCUGGCCUCUGGGCAGAGCUCUGAGUGGAGCCGAUAUAGGUGAGUGCAGCGACAGCGUGUGUGACCUGAUCAGCUGUGCCAAUGGGGGAGUCUGCUUUGCGAACCGCGCUGACGGCUACAUCUGCCUGUGCCCGCUUGGCUUCAGGGGAGCACUUUGUGAAGAGACUUUCACACUGUUCUCACCUCUCUUCAAUGAGACAGUGUUUUCGUACGCUGUCAUCCAAUGGCCUCAGUCUUCUCAGAGUUAUCUGUCCUUCACGGAGUUUGAGCUAACGUUUCAGCCAUCGAUGCCCGACGGGACGCUGUUGUACAGUGAUGACGCAGGCAGCGGAGACUUCUUGGCUAUCAACCUAGUGGACAGAUAUGUAGAGUUCCGAUUUGACUGUGGUUCUGGAGGAGCUACAAUAAGAAGUGAAGAGCAGAUCAGUCUGGACACAUGGCAUGAGCUGAGGGUGUCUCGUACAGCAAAGAGUGGUAUCCUUCAGGUGGACAGCCAGAGGCCAAGGGAAGGAAUCGCUGAGGGUGCUUUCACUCAGAUAAACUGCAGUUCACCUCUUUAUGUUGGUGGAGUACCAGAAUAUGAUAAAACCAAGAGGACAGCAUGUGUGAUAAAGCCCUUCACUGGAAUUAUUCAGAAGCUGAUACUCAAUGACCGCACCAUCCCCAUAACGACUGGCUCAGCUGGUGGGGUUAAUGUAGCAAACUCGGCUCACCCAUGUGUGGCAAGUCCCUGUGCCAACGGAGGGACCUGCAGGCCAAAGUGGGACAGUUACGAAUGCGACUGCCCUCUAGGCUACGAUGGGAGGCACUGCCAGAAAGAGUGUGGGAAUUACUGUUUGAACACUGUGACUGAAGCCAUUGAGAUUCCGCAGUUUAUUGGUCGAAGUUACCUGACAUACGACAACAGAGAUAUCCUGAAAAGGGUAUCUGGGUCCAGGACAAACCUUUUCAUGCGUUUUAAGAGCACAGCCAAGGAUGGCCUAUUGCUAUGGCGAGGAGACAGUCCAAUGAGACCUAACAGUGACUUCCUGUCUAUGGGGCUUCAGGAUGGAGCACUAAUCUUCAGUUACAACCUGGGCAGCGGUGCGGCUAACAUCGCUGUCAACGGGACCUUUAUUGAUGGAAAGUGGCACAGAGUCAAAGCUGUGAGGGAUGGACAGUCAGGGAAGCUGACGGUGGAUGACUACGGAGCAAAAACAGGCAGGUCACCUGGAAAGAUGAGACAACUUAAUAUCAAUGGACCCUUAUAUGUCGGUGGCAUGAAAGAAAUUGCUCUUCACACAAACAGACAGUAUAUUGGAGGCUUGGUGGGCUGCGUGUCCCACUUCACACUCUCCACCGAUUAUCACAUAGCACUGGUGGAGGAUGCUGCUGAUGGAAAAAACAUCAACACCUGCUCCAACUAGAAAAUGGCUUCAGUACAUGAAGGUCCCUGUUCAGCAACAUUUUCAACUGGAGCGAACACCUCGACCAGCUGAUUUGUCAUCUUGAAAAUGACUAAAACAAUGACAUUUUGGUCUACCAAUUCAAGACUACUGACAUGACAUAAACUCAAAGUGGGGAAAGACAACAGUGUUACAGUCACAAGAAGAUUAAAGUGGCUCCUGUGUGCAAACUAUUAAAACCAACUCAAACCUGCCAAGUUGUAAAUUUUAUUUUAACAUUAACAACUUGUUGAUGAAUUGCUUUUAAAAACAGUUUGGACAUCUGACAACAGCAAAAACGACCACAGGAUAUUAAAAAGCACAAGUAAUCUGUGAAAGGAAAAAAAAAGCUUAGCAUUUAUGGGUAUUGAGGGUCUUUUCUUUACAAUUCUUUUCUUGGGAUGAUCCAAUUGUAUCUUUAUGUUUUCUACUGUAAAUCCUUAUUUGAUUGCUGGAAGAAUCAAGAGGCAUCACAUGUGUGAGCAGCUAGCUGAGAUAAACUUCUUUGUAGGGGAUUUUGGAGUAUUUCUGUUGUUUUUGUUGUUGUGGAAUUCUCGUUCGUGACGUGUUAUCAGUCCUUAGACUACAUUUUUUAAAGUCUGAUUGAUGGCAGUUUUUGUAAAAGUUGCUAGUUUUGAAGGGUGAAGAUGUUCACAAUAUUUAUGUCUUUAUAUGCUCUUCUUUUAGUUUACAUGCUCCUUUUUUUUUAAAUCUCAGAUGCUUGUCACAUUGAAGUCUGAAGUUGACAGUCUAAGUCUAAACCCUGGAGAUUUUUUUCAUGAACAUCAUCAGUCUAUCAUCUGAAACCACAGCCCUUUGAACUUCAGCCUUCAGGUUGAACAUGUGUUUUCACACCAGAGAAAAUAAAGAAUUUCUCAUAUUUUAAGCAUUUGCAGUAAAGCAGUGCAAGAUUGUCAAUUUAGUGCUUUCCCAUGCCUAAGCUUGAUUUCUUAAAGGGGAAAAUGACACCAAUGUCGAAAUAAGAUGGAUUUCUCACGAGAGCUACACCCUGGUUUCAAAGUCUGAG